Messenger RNA from Linum tenue, 1186 nucleotides. NCBI's taxonomy places the organism in Eukaryota, Viridiplantae, Streptophyta, Magnoliopsida, Malpighiales, Linaceae. The record is from the annotation of a GenBank genome assembly.
GCAUCCAUCAAGAGUCCUCUUACAAAAUUUUUGCCACUUGGUCUUGGUCUGUUAUACCUUGGGAAGCAGGAAAGUGUAGAAGCUACAGCUGAGGUCUCAAAGACAUUUAACGAGAAGAUCAGAAAGUACUGUGAUAUGACCCUACUUUCUUGUGCCUACGCUGGGACAGGGAAUGUUCUGAAGGUUCAAAACCUCCUUUGGAAUUGUGCUCAGCAUUUGGAGAAGGGUGAAAACUACCAGGGACCUGCGGUGCUUGGAAUAGCAAUGGUGUCUAUGGCUGAGGAAUUGGGACUUGACAUGGCAAUUCGAACUUUGGAGCAUCUUUUGCAAUAUGGGGAACAGAACAUCUGGUGGUCAGUUCCUUUGGCUCUUGCCCUUCUAUGCAUAUCGAAUCCAAAGAUCAAUGUGAUGGAUACGCUAAGCAGACUUAGUCAUGACACGGAUUCAGAAGUUGCAUCAGCUGCAAUUAUUUCCCUUGGGCUGAUAGGUGCCGGGACGAAUAAUGCACGAAUUGCUGGCAUGCUUCGCAAUCUUUCGAGUUAUUAUUACAAAGAUGCCACCCUUCUUUUCUGUGUAAGAAUUGCUCAAGGCCUUGUGCACUUAGGCAAGGGUAUGUUGACUCUUAAUCCGUAUCACUCUGAUCGGUUCUUGCUAUCACCUGUGGCGCUUGCAGGUUUAGUUACCUUUUUGCAUGCUUGUCUUGAAAUGAAGGCCAUGGUACUGGGGAGAUAUCACAUCGUCCUCUACUUCCUCGUCUUAGCAAUGCAGCCAAGAAUGUUGAUGACGGUGGAUGAGAAUUUGAAGCCUCUGUCCGUUCCUGUACGGGUCGGACAGGCUGUAGAUGUGGUUGGCCAAGCUGGUCGACCCAAAACCAUAACAGGUUUCCAGACCCAUUCAACGCCGGUUCUAUUGGCUGCUGGCGACAGAGCUGAGCUAGCGAUGGAGAAGUACAUUCCACUGUCGCCAAUUUUGGAAGGAUUUGUGAUCCUGAAGGAGAACCCGGAUUACCAAGAGGACAGUUAAAGCUAGAAAUUUUGAGGGUUCGUGCACACUGUUUGGUUUGAAUUUUCUCUUAUGCUACAUUACAUGAGUAAAGAGUAUCAAUGUCCGAAGUAUUUUCAAUUAGAACGUGGAAUUGGAAUGUGGAAUAAGUACUGAUCCUAACAUUGAAAUAUUAGAUUGUGAC